Haliotis rufescens (red abalone) is the source of this 3004-nucleotide messenger RNA. RefSeq lists its product as uncharacterized. Gene Ontology annotation, cellular component: external side of plasma membrane. The record is from RefSeq and is a predicted model, not a curated record. Bases 40 to 2469 code for a protein of 809 amino acids. Gene Ontology annotation, biological process: T cell costimulation; immune response; cell surface receptor signaling pathway. NCBI's taxonomy places the organism in Eukaryota, Metazoa, Mollusca, Gastropoda, Lepetellida, Haliotidae. The transcript is spliced from 9 exons.
UCAAAUCAGUGUGAAAUAGUCUGGCAGCGCAUUGACACAAUGCAACGUGUGUGGAGCUGCUUUCCUUAUUCUUGGGUCGUGUAUUGUCUUUUGAAUUACAGCCACAUUGGAGCAACAACUGCUGCAGGCGUCUAUGCUCGCCUUGGAGGACCUGUGACUGUGACGUGGGCCAUGUCUCCCAUCAAGGAGUUCAAGGUGAUGAAGGAAUACAGGAUAGUGUUUCAGAUAACUGGCAGCAAUAAAGUAACACUUGCUGAUGAGGAACUGAGGACAAGGAUUAAUAGCGACUCAUUGUCCUACACACGUGGAACCUUCAGUUUCCAACUGUAUAACGUGACCCCCUCUGACGCUGGCCAGUACAGCUGUCACCUGGACCCGACACGUCCGCCGUAUAGAAGAACAAGGAUGCCAAACUGUGGACAAACACUUUAUGUUAUAGAUUUUCAUCACCCCUACAUACAUCUUGAAAGGGAACAUAACAGAACCGUGAACCUGACAUGCAACUGUAGACUACGGAUCUAUCCGGAUAGCGUCCCAACUGUGUCAGUCACAUGGAGAGAAAACAAUAUCAGGCUGUAUAGUGGGGAGAGAAAUCACAUGGCGUCAUCUGAGACGUGGAGCUCUGUGUAUGAUGGGAGACAGAUAAACCACACCAGCACCUUGACCAUUCGUGAUAGUUGGCGGGAGAACGACAGAUACAAGUGUCAGGCUGGAGUGGGGGAGAUACAGUCUGAGUGGAGUGUGGAUAUUGCACUAAUAUAUUGGUCUGAUGAUAACAAGAACUACACUGUGGUGCCUGGAGGAGAGGAUGCCAUGAUGACGUGGAAGAUGCCCUCACUGGAGAGCGGGUCCUACAUCACGUCGCCCUCUGGUCCACAUUUUAUGUGGAAGCUAUCUGAUAAAUGGAAUGUUGGGCAUACCUAUACCUCACGACUACAGAUCAAGGGAGUUAGUCCUUCAUCUGAAUUUGUCAUUGCACGUUUGUUGCUUCAUAAUGUUACAGCAGCUGACGCUGGCAAAUACUUCUGUGUCAGCGGAUAUCGCCGUGUACCUCAGUGUGGACAUAAGCUGAUUGUCUCACGAAAACCAGAGGAGGCAAUCAUCACUGCCACCAAGAUCAAUCUGAAUCAAGACAGAACGCUGAUAUGUUCCACCACGUCCCGGAGUCUUCCCCGGGACCACAAUCUGACCAUGUCCUACAUCUGGAGAAGAGACAACGCCAGGCUGCUGAGUGGAGGAAGGCAUCAGGUGUCAGGCUCCACCUUGACAAUCCCUGAUGUCAGAGAGGAGGAUAGUGGGAGCUACUCAUGUCAGGGUAGAGAGGAGGGUGGACAGGUGUCGGGAUGGAGCAGCAUCUUUGUCCUCAUUGUGCGCCAACCAAGAAACUCAACAUUCAUAGGCACACAUACGACCACAGCUGCCAUUAGCUUCAUCAUUGGCUGUUCAGUGGAGGUUAUCACUCUGUUUGCCAUUGCUGUUGUGGUCCUUCUCCGACGGAAGUCUAUCAGGGAAUACUGCGAUCGAAGAUUUCGUGAUUUGUACAUCACACCUACUGACAAUACAAAUCUAUCCCUCCACCAAAUGACUGAUCCAGAGUAUGAUGUUAUUGAUACAUAUCUGCCACAACAAGACUCAGCUGAAGGACACAGACCACAUGUUUCAAGUAGCUCGGCCUGUCAAGGGGUUUCAUUUGGAGCUCUCAGUAUGGACCAAAUGCCACUCCAAAACAUGACUUAUCCUGGUUAUGAUAUCAUCGGUGAAAUGGUUAUGCCACACCUAGGAGCAGCCGAAGGACAAAAGACAGAAGUUACCAGUAGCCUGGGCUGUCAAGAGGACAGUUUUGUGACUCACAAAGUGGAACAUCAAGCAACCAUGGAACCAGACCAAGGACAUUUGGAUUAUACUGAACCAGAAACUACUUCAGACUCAGGGAGCAAGGUACAUAGAAGGCACGAGAAAAACGAAGUGGAUGAAAAUGUGUCUGUGAGGCAACACAGUAUGACUGUACAGGAACCUGAAACAGUCCACGAUGGUGUUACUGUAAUUAUGUUAAACCAUCUCGAGAAAUACUAUCCUGAUGAAAGCAAAGAUGAAAUUGGAAUCUCCUUUCAACGCCCUUCAGAAGACCUUGAGUCAGUUAACUCUCACGUAGGUGCUCAACCAGACACCGGGUUGAAAAUCAUGUCUGACUUAGACAAUGUCAUUACUAAAACAAUGUCCAUUCACACUCGAAGAGAAGGGAGAUGUAGGAAUGCUGAGAAGGAUGUCAUUAGAGAGAAUGCUGAAGCACAUCAGGAGUUGGUAGAGAAGGUCUUAUCAGAGAUUGACAGUACAAAAAACAGUGCUGACAUGGAGCAGAAUUCCCUCUAUGAAGAUGUAAUCACAGCUGAUGAAACUGAACCCUCGUGCGAUGAUGGAUAUGAAGGUUUUAUGGCGCAAGGUCAGUACCAUGACUAUGAAGCAUUAUAACCUGUCUGAAGCUCAUUGGACUAAUAGCCAAGCCAACCCAACAUUAGUCCGCCAUCUGCCGUUAUCUGAGGUUACAGCACAUGCAUUUGAUCCCAGUAUUUGGUUCACAUUUCAGAUUCAUGUAGGCUGCGGGUCCGGCGAUACGACAUUCACUCUCAAAUAGAGAUGUUGCCUUGCUCUGUGUACUAAGUUCUCUUUUUGUGUUAUUUUACUUUGAUAAUACAUGUCACAUAUUCCACAGUGUUGAAUAUGCUUGCUAUUGUUCUCACAUAAGAUGACCGUUGUCCCGUGUCAACUGACAUACUCCACCUGCUGUUUUUAAUGUUUUCUCUUUGGACAACUUUUGUCACGGCUUGAACUCAUUAUGAUUUGUGUACAUAGUCAUUAUCUAUUGUAAUUAUUUUUAAUGCAAAGCUGUUGUGAAUAAUUCUUCAUAUUUUAGAGUAUUUUAUAACUAUAAUCAGUCACAUCGUUUCAUGCAUGCUGGGUUUCGACAUUUAAUCACCAUAAACACAGUUCGUAUUUAAUAAAAUUU